Molecule: messenger RNA, 5007 nt
Organism: Pipistrellus nathusii (Nathusius's pipistrelle)
Lineage: Eukaryota; Metazoa; Chordata; Mammalia; Chiroptera; Vespertilionidae
Source: the annotation of a GenBank genome assembly
AUGUGGCGCGCGGAGGGGAAAUGGCUGCCGAAAACAAGCCGGAAGAGCGUUUCCCAAAGUGUAUUCUGCGGAACUAGCACCUACUGUGUUCUCAACACCGUGCCGCCUCUAGAAGAUGAUCAUGGGAACAGCAAUAGUAGUCAUGUAAAAAUCUUUUUACCGAAAAAGCUGCUUGAAUGUCUGCCGAAAUGUUCAAGUUUACCCAAAGAGAGGCACCGUUGGAACACUAAUGAGGAGAUCGCAGCGUAUUUAAUAACCUUUGAAAAGCAUGAAGAAUGGCUCACUACGUCCCCUAAGACAAGACCGCAGAAUGGCUCCAUGAUCCUCUACAACAGGAAGAAGGUGAAGUACCGGAAGGACGGCUACUGCUGGAAGAAGAGGAAAGAUGGGAAGACGACCCGCGAGGACCACAUGAAGCUCAAGGUCCAGGGCGUGGAGUGCUUGUACGGCUGCUACGUCCACUCUUCCAUCAUCCCCACCUUCCACCGGAGGUGUUACUGGCUCCUUCAGAACCCCGACAUCGUCCUGGUGCACUAUCUCAACGUCCCAGCCAUCGAGGACUGCGGCAAGCCCUGCGGGCCCAUCCUCUGCUCCAUCAACACCGACAAGAAGGAGUGGGCCAAAUGGACCAAGGAGGAGCUCAUCGGCCAGCUGAAGCCCAUGUUCCACGGCAUCAAGUGGACCUGCAGCAACGGCAACAGCAGCUCGGGCUUCUCCGUGGAGCAGCUGGUGCAGCAGAUCCUCGACAGCCACCAGACCAAGCCGCAGCCGCGGACCCACAACUGCCUGUGCGCCGGCGGCCUGGGAGCGGGCAGCAGUGCACAUCACAAGUGCAACAGUGCCAAACACCGCAUCAUCUCGCCGAAGGUGGAGCCGCGGACGGGGGGCUACGGCGGCCACUCGGAGGUGCAGCACAAUGACGUGUCGGAGGGCAAGCAGGAGCACAGCCACGGCAAGGGCUCGGGCCGCGAGAAGAGGAACGGCAAGGUGGCCAAGCCCGUGCUGCUGCACCAGAGCAGCACCGAGGUCUCGUCCACCAACCAGGUGGAGGUGCCCGACACCACCCAGAGCUCGCCCGUGUCCAUCAGCAGCGGCCUCAACAGCGACCCCGACAUGGCCGACAGCCCCGUGGUCACCGGCGUGUCCAGCAUGGCCGUGGCCUCCGUGAUGGGGAGCCUGUCGCAGAGCGCCACGGUCUUCAUGUCCGAGGUCACCAACGAGGCCGUGUACACCAUGUCCCCCACCGCCGGCCCCAACCACCACCUCCUCUCGCCCGACGCCUCGCAGGGCCUGGUCCUGGCCAUGAGCUCCGACGGCCACAAGUUCGCCUUCCCCACGCCGGGCGGCGCGGACGGCCUGGCCAUGCUGCCCUCCAGCGUCUCCGAGGAGCUGGUCCUCUCCACCACCCUGGACGGCGGCCGGAAGCUCCCGGAGGCCGCCAUGAACUUCGACCCUGACUGCUUCCUCAACAACCCGAAGCAGGGCCAGACGUACGGGGGCGGGGGCCUCAAGGCCGAGCUGGUGCGGCACUCGCCGCCCGCGGAGCGGCCCUUCGGCUUCACCCCCGUCCUCGCCAAGGAGAUCAAGACGGAGGACACGUCCUUCGAGCAGCAGAUGGCCAAGGAGGCGUACUCCUCCACGGCGGCCGCGGCCGGCGCCCUGGGCCUGAGCGCGGGCCCCGGGCUGCUGCCCUCGGGCGGCGGCCUGAGCCCCAGCACCACCCUGGAGCAGAUGGAUUUCAGCGCCAUCGACUCCAACAAGGACUACGCGUCCGGCUUCAGCCAGACGGGCCACAGCCCCCACAUCCACCAGACCCCCUCCCCCAGCUUCUUCCUGCAGGACGCCGGCAAGCCCCUCCCGCUGGAGCAGGGCGCCCAUGGCAGCCUGAGCGACUCGGGGGGCGCCUUCGUGAUGCCCACGGUGAAAACGGAGGCGCCCGCGCAGGCCAGCUCCUGCAGCGGCCACGUGGAGCCGCGGGGAGAGCCCGCCCCGGCCCUCCACCUCAUGCAGUUCCAGGCCAGCUUCCAGGCCAUGGCCGCGGACGGGGAGGUCACCAUGGAGACCUCGCAGGUGGCCGAGGGGGGCGAGGGCCUGAUCAAGUCCGGGGAGCUGCAGGCCUGCGGCUCCGAGCACUACCUGCAGCCCGAGACCCCCGGGGUGAUCCGCAGCACGGCCGGCGUCCCCCUCCUCCCGGGGAGCGUGGUGCAGGGGCUGUACCCCGUGGCCCAGCACGGCCUGGGCAACGCCUCCAACAUGGAGCUCAGCCUGGACCACUUUGACAUCUCCUUCGGCAACCAGUUCUCCGACCUGAUCAACGACUUCAUCUCCGUGGAGGGGGGCGGCGGCGCCCUCUACGGGCACCCGCUGGUGGCGGGCGACGGCGCGGCGCUCUCGCAGGCGGAGGACGGGGCCCGCGCCCCCUUCGCCCAGGCCGAGAUGUGCAUCCCCUGCUGCAGCCCCCAGCAGGGCGGCCUGCAGCUCGGCGGCGAGGGCGGGGCCGGCGCCAUGGCCUACAUGCACGUCGCCGAGGUGGUCUCGGCCGCCUCGGCCCAGGGCACCCUGGGGAUGCUGCAGCAGAGCGGACGCGUGUUCAUGGUGACUGACUAUUCCCCGGAGUGGUCCUACCCGGAGGGAGGAGUGAAGGUUCUCAUCACAGGCCCGUGGCAAGAAGCCAGCAAUAACUACAGCUGCCUGUUCGACCAGAUCUCAGUGCCUGCGUCCCUCAUCCAGCCCGGAGUGCUGCGCUGCUACUGCCCAGCCCACGACACUGGCCUCGUGACCCUACAAGUUGCCUUCAACAACCAGAUCAUCUCCAACUCCGUGGUGUUCGAGUACAAAGCCCGGGCCCUGCCCACGCUCCCCUCCUCGCAGCAUGACUGGCUGUCACUAGACGAUAACCAGUUCAGGAUGUCCAUCCUGGAGCGGCUGGAGCAGAUGGAGCGGAGGAUGGCGGAGAUGACGGGGUCCCAGCAGCACAAGCCGGGGAGCGCAGGAGGCAGCAGUGGCGGGGGCGCCAGCAGCGGGACCGGCGGAAGUCAAGCCCAGUGCCCCCCGGGCCCCGGCACACUGGGCAGCUGCUUCGAGAGCCGCGUGGUGGUCGUGUGCGAGAAGAUGAUGAGCCGGGCCUGCUGGGCCAAGUCCAAGCACCUGAUCCACUCGAAGACCUUCCGUGGGAUGACGCUCCUGCACCUGGCGGCUGCGCAGGGCUACGCCACCCUCAUCCAGACCCUCAUCAAGUGGCGCACAAAGCACGCGGACAGCAUCGACCUGGAGCUGGAGGUGGACCCCUUGAACGUGGACCACUUCUCCUGCACCCCCCUGAUGUGGGCGUGCGCCCUCGGGCACCUGGAGGCCGCCGUCGUGCUGUACAAGUGGGACCGGCGGGCCAUCUCCAUCCCCGACUCCCUGGGGAGGCUGCCUCUGGGCAUCGCCCGGUCGCGGGGUCAUGUGAAGUUGGCCGAGUGUCUCGAGCACCUACAGAGAGGGGAGCAGGCUCCGCUGGGACAGAGCCCCCGAAUCCACUGUCCCCCGAGCGAAGAGCCCCACGCGGACGGCUGGAUGGCCCAAUGGCACGGCGAGGCCAUGGCCUCCCCCGAGAUCCCCAAAGCCGUCACCGUCAUCGCAAGCACCAAUCCCGAGCUGAGAAGACCUCGGUCUGAACCCUCUAAUUACUACAGCAGUGAGAGCCACAAAGAUUAUCCAGCUCCCAAAAAGCAUAAAUUGAACCCCGAGUCCUUCCAGGCGAGGCAGGAGGAGCUGCUGUCCACUGCACUGAGCCUGGAGCAGCCCAGGAUCAGGAAGCAGAGCCCUAGUUCUAAGCAGGCCGCCCCCGAGACCCUCAGCCCCAGGGGAGGCGCGAGGGCCUGCAGCCGGGCGCCCUCCCCUCCCUCCCCGGAGCCGGCGGGACCCCGAGCCGCGGCGGCCCAGCCCCAGCCCGUCGUGAGGUGGAGUCCCAAAGAUGUUUCCAUUGGUGUGUCCACAGUGCAGGCGACGGGCAGCCCGAAGGGGACCAGUGUAGGAAAGGAGGCAGCACCUGCACAGGUGCGACCACGGGAGCCCAUGAGCGUGCUGAUGAUGGCUAGCCGAGAGGUGCCGCACGCGGAGCCGGGGCCCUACCGGGACAGCGCCGAGGCCGAGGACGGCCCGCAGCCCAUGGACGACGUGCAGGUGAACAUGAUGACGCUGGCGGAGCACAUCAUCGAGGCCACACCCGAGCGCAUCAAGCAGGAGACCUUCGAGCCCGUGGAACCCGCGGCCCUGGAGCGGGCAGAGGCGGCCACCGUCAGCAGCACCAUGAGCUGGCUGGCCAGCUACCUGGCCGACGUGGAGCACCUGCCCAGCGCUGCCCACAUCAGAAGCGCGUAUGGCGAGCCUCUGACCCCCGCCUCCCACACCAGCCUGAGCCCCGGCGGCUCUCCAGCCAGCGACACGGCCUUCGAGCGGCCCGGCCUGCCCUCGGCGGCCGACUGGUCGGAGUUCCUGAGCGCGUCCGGCAGCGAGAAGGUGGAGAACGAGUUCGCGCAGCUCACCCUGUCCGACCACGAGCAGCGCGAGCUCUACGAGGCCGCCAGGCUGGUGCAGACGGCCUUCCGGAAGUACAAGGGCCGACCCUUGCGAGAACAGCAGGAAGUGGCUGCUGCCGUCAUCCAGCGCUGCUACCGGAAGUACAAACAGUACGCGCUGUAUAAGAAGAUGACCCAGGCCGCCAUCCUGAUCCAGAGCAAGUUCCGCAGCUACUACGAGCAGAAGAAGUUCCAGCAGAGCCGGCGCGCGGCCGUGCUCAUCCAGAAGUUCUACCGCAGCUACCGGAGGUGCGGCCAGCGGCGGCCGGCGCGCCGGACCGCGGUCAUCGUGCAGCAGAAGCUCAGGAGCAGUUUGCUAACCAAAAAGCAGGACCAGGCUGCUCGGAAGAUAAUGAGGUUUCUACGGCGCUGUCGCCACAGAGUGAAAGAAUUGAAAAGGGCCAAGGAACUUGAAGACACACAGCAGCAUCCCUUAGCAAUGUGA